Scophthalmus maximus (turbot) is the source of this 2323-nucleotide messenger RNA. Its product is annotated as zinc finger protein Pegasus-like. Gene Ontology annotation, molecular function: RNA polymerase II cis-regulatory region sequence-specific DNA binding; DNA-binding transcription factor activity. Lineage: Eukaryota; Metazoa; Chordata; Actinopteri; Pleuronectiformes; Scophthalmidae. The transcript is spliced from 4 exons. Gene Ontology annotation, biological process: regulation of transcription by RNA polymerase II. The coding region runs from base 178 to 1434 and encodes 418 amino acids. The record is from RefSeq and is a predicted model, not a curated record.
CGUUUGAAAAAAAGAAAGAAAACCGGAAGCGGUCAGUCGUUCACCCGGUAACAACAGAAGAAGACGAUCAUUUGUGCCACAGUCCGUCUGUUUACGUCCUGAGCUGAAUUUCCACCUUCCUCUCUAUUGUAGCGAUGGUGUUGUUCGGCUGUUGAAAGGUUCAACGCGGAGGCAGAAAUGGAAGAGAUAAAGACCGAGCCUGUGGACUUUGUGAAGGAAUUCCAGGAGUACCUGACGCAGCAAACCCAGCACGUCAACAUGAUCUCGGGCUCCGUCUGUGGAGAGAAGGAGUCGGCGGAGCCGUUUCAAGCCGCUGUACCAAGGAGUGAGCAGAAUGGCCUGGACCCCCCGUCCGUGGAGGUGAGCCUGCCAGUGGAGGACGGGUCAGACGUGCAGAUGGACGGCCUGGAGAGGACCUGCGAUGGGAAGUACAAGUGCAGCUACUGCAGCUAUGCCAACAAGGGCAUGGCUCGCCUGAUAGAGCACAUCCGCAUCCACACAGGAGAAAAGCCUCACCGCUGCCAGCUGUGCCCGUUUGCCUCGGCGUACGAGCGUCACCUGGAGGCCCACAUGCGGUCGCACACGGGAGAGAAGCCGUACAAGUGUGACCUGUGCGCCUUUCGCUGCAGCGACCGCAGCAACCUGUCGCACCACCGGCGCCGCCGCCACAAGCUCCUGCCCACGAGGGUCGUCCGCUCGGCCUUCUCCAACAAGCGGAUGCUGAGCGCCUUGCAGAAGAGGACGGGCUCGCUGGGCUUCAGCAGGCGACUGCUCAUCAAUUUCAACCCCCCCUCCAUGGCGAUGCCAAAGUCGGAUUAUCUGAACGACUUGUCCCACAAGCUCCACUACCAUUUGAACAGCGGCGAGUAUAAGAGCCUUCCUAAGGUAGAUGAGGAUGACGGCAGUAACAGGGGCGCUAAUGGUUUCACGUUUAAUAACCCGCUGGACCAGUUGUCUACACUUGCUGGCCAGUUGGCCGACCUUCAACCAGAGUCUCACACUGCAGCGUCCCCAAACAGGGAAUCCCUAGAGGAUGAGAAGCCCAUCUUCAUCCAUCAGGUCUCUAGUGAACAGCUUGCAGCGUGUUCAAACAGUGUGCAGACGUCACCACCUAAAGAAGAAUCUCCCACCUCCGGCCGCGGCAGUUGCAGCCCGGUUCCUGGCCUCGCUUUUGACGACAACAUUAACGCGCUUACCGCGAACGUUAGCAACAGCCAGCCGGGCACACCCGCCCCCGCCCUGACCUCACCGGACCAACAGCUCGUGCACAAGUGCCAGCAUUGUGAUAUUGGCUUUUCUGACAACAUCCUUUACACCAUUCACAUGGGCUGCCAUGGCUACCUGCACGCGUUCCAGUGCAACAUCUGUGGACACAUGUGUGUAGACAAAUAUGACUUUGCAUGCCAUUUUGCCCGAGGCCAACAUAAAAAGUGAUCCCUUGCAACAGCGAAAAAAAAGCACAUGGAGAGUUUUAUGUGCAGUUUACAAUCUAUUUUAGACUCACUUACAGCAAUAUAUUUCUGACUUACUGCAGUUCUACACUUUUUAUAUAUUUUUUAAACAGACAAAACUACAUACAGACAUUACAUACUACACAUUUUAAAUCAAAAGAACAGUUUUUAACAGUAUUUAAAAAUUAACACUGGUAUUUCACUGCAGGGCUGUCCUCUUUCUUUUUGUCCAUCAUUCACUUGUUAUUUUAAAUAUACACCGAAGUUUCUGUCUCAGUUAAAUCAGUACCACACUGUGAGAAACUGAAGUUGGAUGUUCAGAGACUGAAGUUUGCAUCCAGACAAGAUUCAUUAUGAUUCUGCUCAUGUUCUCAUAUUUAAGUAACAUUUCAGUUAGAUUUACGUUUUUUUUAAAGAAUAUUAAUUUAUACCCCUGAAACCCUUUUCUACGAGCAUUUAUAAAUUCUCUUUAGUAGUUUUGUGGUAACUAUAUAUAUAUAUAUAUAUAUAUAUAUAAAUUUUUAAGUACAAAUUCAGAUUUCACUGAGACAAUGUAACGAUCCUGGGUAGCCCCCUGACUGAGAUGUGAUGUGAUGUGAUGUUCUUGAUUUUUUUGAAAUCUUGGUUUAAUGUCUUAUUGGUUUGGUUUGUAUGUGAUGAUAUGAACAGAAAAUGUGAAAUUUUAUUGUGUAUCCUAACAAACAAGAUUAAAAUGCUCUAUGAUAAACAUUUUAUAACCCAUUUGCAGAAAUUAUGUACAUGGCCACUACACAGUAGACUGUUGAGUUUGACAUGGAUUUUAAGGAAACUUUGCGUUUUAAAUACAGAUUUCCUGUAAGUUUAUUUCUAAAUAAAUAAAGGAAAGGAUAUUU